CAUCCGACUAAAAGGGCUCAGAUUCUCUGCUACGCUCGUCUGUCAAUAACUUCUACUCCCCCCUCUCUCUCUCAUCAAUUCGGUCUUCGCAAAUUCCUCAAAUGAAUGAUGAUGAGGAUGAUUAUUAUUACAAUUUACAAGCUUGAAUUUCUGGUUCGGAUCUGAAGGAAUUUCUGGAUGCUGAUGAUUGAUUCACUUGAUCAGGACGAUGAUAACGGUAGUGAAAUGAACCAUUCCGCUCCUCAUUCUUUGGCAGCAACUGCCUUGGUGCUGGUGGACUAAGUCAAACCUGCAACAUUAAGCACGUUCAGUUUCGUGGUGUUGACACUACUGUAUGGGAGGAUUCUUCCACCUCACCGAUUUAAAGCAAGGAAGGAUGGCUAGGAAGUUUGGAACACAAAAGAAAAAUGUUGGUGGAUUAGAGGCUCCACGCAACAGUUUAGAGCUUUCUGUAGAAACAUGCCAGAGCCAUUACCCCCCACAAGAUGGACAGCAUAAGUAUCAAGAGCCACAGGAUUGGUCUGAGACGAGCUGUUAUCCAGACGAGGCUCCAAUGAAGAAGUUAAUAAAUGAUGAGAUGUUAAAAAGGGCAAAAAACAGAGCAAACUCCCCCAGCAUUGUGGCCCGUCUAAUGGGAGUGGAUACGUUGCCACUAGAUACAAAAUCAGUAACACAGCGAACCGAGGAGAAAAAGGAAAUCCCAGCAAAUGAUCUGUCAAAAGAAAAACUAACCAGAUGUAGUUCCGUGGGCUCUGGGAUUUCCCCUUCAAAAUCUUUUAGGCAGACAAGAUUGGAUUCCUUUCAUGUUGAUGAAGACAGCGAUCCUGAUGAAUGGAGUGGUAGCUCAAAGAAACUCAUGCCUCGGGAACAUCCUCAAGAGGAGGAACUGCAGAAGUUUAAGAAAGAAUUUGAAGCAUGGCAAUCAGCAAGGUUUAAAGAAUGUUCAAAAAUCGUUGAACAUGGCUCCACCCCUGGCCAAUGGAUGGCUCAAGAGAAUCUCAACAACGAAAAGAUGGCUCUAUAUGCAAAUUCAGGAACAAAGGGCCAGAAACUCCAAGAUCUAAAGAAAUCACGCUCUUUGAAAGCUGGUUUGCAUGAUCGCAGUAAUUCAUACGAGUUUCUCUCACCAGAUGACAAGCGAUCAUUUCCCAUGAGGCGGAAAACAUUAAGUGAAGACUUCAAGUCAUCUCUUUUAAGACCUGAUCAAGAAACUGGAGCAUAUUCUACACCAACAAGGAUAGUCAUUUUGAGGCCUGGCUUUGACAACAUUAGUUAUCCUGAAGAGCCAUGGGCCGCCAGCUCCUCAGGUGCUUCAGAAGAUAGAAAUAAUAUUGAAGAUUUUCUAGAGGAAGUAAAAGAAAGGCUGAAAUUUGAGUUGCAAGGGAAAACUUUCAAGAGGGGAGGAGUAGUUAGAGGCGGCGGAAUCGAAACACCUUACAGUGAGAGACCAUCAGAUCCAAAACAAAUAGCACAACGGAUCGCCAAACAGGUCAGAGAGAGCGUUACUAAGGAUCUUGGAGCAAAUUUGCUUCGAUCUGAAUCAACAAGAUCUUAUAGAGGUGAAUCUCAGUGCAGUGGAGCCAGUUCUCCUGAGUUCAUCAGCAGAGAUACAAGAAGACUUUUAUCAGAAAGACUAAGGAAUGUUUUGAAGAGAGAAUCACAUUCAAAUACUUUAAUGGAUGUUGAAAACACUUCAAAAUCAUCCAUCUUAAACAGAACAUUACAAUCUAGCGAUAUCUUGAAAGAUGAAAACGAUAUUCAAAGCAAAUCUUUCAGAUGUGGGCCUGAUGAUAUGAAUAUGAUUCUCCAAAGGGAUUUAUCUCCUAUAAAUCUAGUCAGAUCUUUAUCAGCUCCAGUAUCUGGAACAUCAUUCGGAAAGCUUCUUCUCGAAGAUCGGCAUGUUGUAACUGGUGCUCACAUCCGGAGGAAGCAUGAAACUAAUGAGAAGUUAACAAUGAAGGUGAAAAAACAAAGGAAAGAUAAGUUCAAUUUGAAGGAGAGAGUGUCAAGUUUCAAGUACAGUAUAUCUCUCAGGGCAAGGUUGUUUGCCAGAAAGAUACAUUCCGCUACUGAAUUCCGUGACAAUGACCGGAGUUUUGUGAAAGACAUCAUGAAUGGACCGACAGUUACGAUGAAUUUUGCCGAAAGACCCGAAAACUCAACCGAAGUUCCACCUAGCCCAGCAUCCGUGUGCAGCAGUAUCCAUGAGGACUUCUAUAGGGCUGCAUAUUGUGUCAGCCCUUCAACAACACCAGGUGCAGUUACAUCAGACGAUAAUGAUCUGCCGCAACCUUUCAGAGACAUCAGUUCUAACCUCAACGAGCUAAGGAAGCAACUGCAUCAACUCGAGACUGGUCGAUCAGAGGAGACGGUGACUGAAGACCAGUCUUUCGAGUCUGAUAUGGUAGAGCUUGAAGACGAAGAUGAAGCUUAUGUACGAGACUUGCUAAUCGCUUCUGGUUUAUACGAUAACUCGUUCGAUAAAUCUCUAUCCAGAUGGGACACCUUUGCAAAACCGAUUACCAGCCGGGUCUUCCAGCAAGUAGAGGAAUCACACAAACACAAGAUGAACCACAUUGAACCAAAGGAACAAGCCGACCAGAAAGAGGCGCAUCACAAGGUAUUACUCGAUUUACUAAACGAAAUACUUUCGACAAUAUUAGCCCCUCCGAUCCACAUAUCCAAGUUCGGUAGGAAAGUGGCGAGACUGCCACGUGGCAACACAUUAUUGAAUCAGGUGUGGGGCAUGUUACGCGAGUAUUUACAUCCGCCUAUCGACAAAUCGUUCUACUUCUUCGACACCAUGGUGGCUAGAGAUUUGCGGUCUAUGCCAUGGUCAGAAUUGGUAAGCGAGGACAUUGAUGCUCUAACAAAAGAGGUUGAAUGUCAGAUCAUUCGAGAUCUCGUGGAAGAAACAGUGAAGGAUAUGGGAGAUGAUUACGGAAAUCGUAAAGUGUAAAAUAUAUCCCACGAUCGACGGAAUCGAUAAUUUACGUAUAUAUGAGUGUGAGUGAGUUAAAGUAGAUGGAGUAGAGAUGAGUUUGGCAUGUUUAGGAAAGGUUGUAUUGUAGGAUAUAAUCAAUCUGGGGUGUUUUUCGUUCUUGAUUGCAUGCCAAAAUUGUUAUUGUUUUUUAAGGAAAUUCAGGACCAAAUUUUGGGGUCUUGAUACAUGUAUGUGAAUCAUUAAAUGAAGAGAUACAAUGAGAUAGUGUGAAACAGGAUUACAAAUA
Molecule: messenger RNA, 3230 nt
Organism: Cynara cardunculus var. scolymus (artichoke)
Lineage: Eukaryota; Viridiplantae; Streptophyta; Magnoliopsida; Asterales; Asteraceae
Exons: 6
Coding region: 335-2959 (874 amino acids)
Source: RefSeq, a predicted model, not a curated record